Molecule: messenger RNA, 1010 nt
Organism: Vicia villosa (hairy vetch)
Lineage: Eukaryota; Viridiplantae; Streptophyta; Magnoliopsida; Fabales; Fabaceae
Exons: 3
Coding region: 249-767 (172 amino acids)
Source: RefSeq, a predicted model, not a curated record
GCGGAUACCGUUGCCCUCACUCUGCAGUCACCAUCGCUCCUCUGAGAACCUUGACUUGACUGCAACAAACAAAUUGACGACACUGAUGCACCCAUCUCUAUAAUCAACAAUCCCUAUUCCACCACACAUCCUUUUUCUACAACAAACAAUUCACUUGUCACUUUCUCACUACCUCUUCGGUGUCGCGUGAAGACGCUACUACACAACCCUUUUUCUGUUCCAUUCGGUUCCAUUUCACCGACAACACAAUGGAGACGGUGGGUUCUACUAGGAUGGGUCGAGCUUCCUCUCGCUACGGUGCACCCGCUGUGUUCAGUGGUCCUGUUAGGAAAUGGGAGAAGAAAUGGGUCCAUGUUUCUCCUUCUUCCUUUAACAACAACAACAACAACAAAAAUAGUAAUGGUUCGUCGCGUUUGCUUCUCCGUCGUUGGACUCCGGUUGCUAACCGUUCUUCCGCUGAGGAUGCCCGUGAUGUUUCUGAUGAGCCACCCAGAAGGAAGUUUCGUUAUACUCCGAUUGCAGUGCUUGAAGAACAACAGAAAAAGGGAGCUGUGGAAAAGGUUGAAAAUGAACCCAUAAUCGAGAGUGACCAAUUGACAGCUAGCCAGACAAUUGUGAACCGUGAGGUGCACAGGAAGCUGAAUAUGAAUGAAAUUUCAGAGGACUCAAAGGAUUCAAACAUGAGUAAGGUGGAUCUUGGUUUGGACUUCCAAGGAAACAAUGCUGAAAGUGGCCAGAACAGUGAUGAUCCAGUGGGUGGUCCAUAAACUAAGAAUCUUGGAAUUAUAAUAUCCCUUGGGUUGGAAUCCUAUAUUCACAUAGAUAUGUAGUUAGGAUUUUGUAUAUAGUAAGUACUUGGUUCUUAUCUAGUGCUCUAUAUAAGCAUCAGCAACUAGUGUAGAUCAGCAUAGUUGCAUUAUGUGUUAUGAAUGAUUUGAGGCUGUUUGGUACCUGAAGUGUAGACAAAUAGUAGUAUGUGUAAAUAUUUUACCACUCUUGGGCAUGUUUUA